CUCCCAUCCUAGAAGGUUUGGAAGUGUCACAUUCACUAAGUUAGUGGUUGUAUUUUGAUAAAUUUUCAUAUUGUAUUGCUAGAAUUUCCAAAAGCACCGUCUGCGGCAAGACUGGCUCUACAUUAACUCAGCUUGUGCUGACAGCUUGCAUUCCCUAGAUUCUACAUGAUGGAAGUGUUACAUGGAGAUCGCAGCCCAGUCUGUUGGAGGUGACAGGGUUUUGGAUGGAGCACUAGGUCACAGAGAUCAGGGUGAUGGAGCGCCAGUUCCACGAUUACCGGGAGAAAUAUCGAGGGAUCAUAGGCACGAUAAUCAAAACAAACCAUUUUCUGUGAAAGCCGAGUUUGAUCUCAUGCAGCUUGCAUUAACUCUUGUUACCUUGGCAACUAGAAUAUGGCAUAUCAGUUUUCCACAUGCUGUUGUGUUUGAUGAACUGCAUUUUGCCAAGUUUGCAUCGCUGUAUUUGAAAAAAGUGUUUUUCUUUGAUGUUCAUCCACCAUUAGGCAAAAUACUGCUAGCUGCAGCUGCCGAAUUUGGAGGAUAUAAUGGUAAUGCCAGCUUUGACAGAAUUGGUGCAGAAUAUCCACCUGAUGUGCCCGUGUUUGAAAUGCGACUGGUGCCAGCAGUGCUGGGAAGUCUGAUAACUCCACUGGUCUAUGAAAUUGCAGUUGAACUCAGACUGUCUCGGUGGGCUGCGGCCAUAGCUGGUGCAUUCAUUUUACUGGACAAUGCUUUGCUUGUGCAGUCCAGGUUUAUGUUGAUGGAGGGAAUGCUGAUCUUCUUUUCUUGCUUAUCUAUAAUGAGUUACCUCAAGCUCAGAAAACUGAGUCUCAGAGCGUUUUCAUUGAAGUGGUGGUUUUGGAUGGCUUUGUGUGGAAUUUCAUUCACAUGUAGUGCGAGUAUAAAGUAUGUUGGGUGUUUCACUGCUGUGCUAGUGCUGUUUCUAGCCUUCAGAGAUUUGUGGAAUUUGUUAGAAGAUCCAUCAUACUCUGAGUUCUCACUGAUCAAACACUGCUUUGCAAGAUUUUGUCUUCUCGUCGGUGUGCCCAUUUGUCUGUACGUGUCUCUGUUUUAUUUCCACCUGUCUGUGUUAACGAAGGCGGGUCCUCAUGACAACAUUAUGACCAGUGCGUUUCAGGCCAGCUUGGAGGGAGGAUUGGCUGCUUUGACCAAGGGCCAGCCCUUGUAUGUCUCGUACGGUUCGCAGAUAACACUGCGACACACACACGAUGCUGUUCCGGGCCGGCCUUGCUGGCUUCAUUCGCAUCAGGCUGUGUAUCCCAUCCGUUACCCAGACAACCGGGGAAGCAGCCAUCAGCAGCAGGUCACGUGUUACAUCUUUAAGGAUGUCAAUAACUGGUGGAUUAUUAAACACCCCAAGAGGGAUAGUCUUGUAGUUGAUGAAAUGCCACAGCCUGUUAAACACGGUGACAUCAUUCAACUUGUACAUGGGAUUACCAGUCGAGCACUCAACAGCCAUGAUGUUGCUGCCCCAGUGUCUCCCCAGAACCAGGAAGUGUCAUGUUACAUCGACUAUAACGUCAGCAUGCCAGCACAGAAUUUAUGGAGGGUGGAUAUUGUGAAUCGUGAGAGUGAUUCGGACAAUUGGCAGACUAUUAAAAGUCAGAUCCGUUUGAUACAUGUCAACACAUCAACAGCCAUUCGGAGUACUGGCAAGCAGCUGCCCGAGUGGGGUUUCCAUCAGUUGGAGGUGGCUGCCGAUCGCGUCAUUAACCAGCCUGCAGCUGUGUGGAAUGUUGAAGAACAUCGAUACACCAAGAAUGUGGAGAAAGACCGACAGAGCCAGUCGCUGCGCCAGGCCGAGAUGAUCCCGCUAGAACCGACACGCCUGUCAUUCUGGACUAAGUUCUGGGAGCUGCAGCUGAAGAUGAUUUUCUCUAGCCAGGACGUGGAGCUGGAACACAAGUACUGCUCCGAUCCACUCGACUGGCCGUUCAUGACGAAGAACAUCGCAUACUGGAUGAGCCCUAACACCAACGCUCAAAUCCAUCUGCUGGGGAAUGUGGUGAUUUGGAAGUUGUCUUUCCUUGGACUCUGUGUCUACUUGGGACUACUGAUAUUCUACAUUCUCAGACGUCGACGUGAAGUCUUUGACAUGCCAGAAGCGGACUGGAUCCAAUUCCUGUUUGUGUCGCAGGUUGUGAUUGGAGGAUAUCUGCUGAAUUAUCUCCCAUACUUUCUGAGUGACAGGACUCUGUUUCUGCACCACUACCUGCCUGCCGUCAUAUUCAAGAUCCUCGCCUUUGCAGUGGUCAUAGAUCAUAUCUACAAGUUGUAUAAUAGCAACCGUGGAAUAACGACACUUGUGAUAUACGUCACUCUAGCCAUACUGUCAUCAGUUGUGUACGUCUUUGUCAAGUUGGCAGUGUUUUCCUAUGGGACUACAGCCCUGUCGCCUAGUCAGAUGCAGGAGCUUACAUGGAAAGAGACCUGGGACUUUUUAAUACAUGCUAAAACUGUCAAAUAAUGCAUGUAGUGGCAGAUAACUGUUGAGUUUUUCCACGGUCGUGUGGUAUAUAGAUGUUUCACAAUACAAAACAGACUGUUACUUCUAUUGUUUUAUUCACAGGCUUUUGUGAUACUUAUAAUAAGUCUUGCAUAAACGAUAAUUAUUGGAUGGAUCAGUUCUAAAUAAUUAUGUUUUGUUAUGCACACAAAAAGUGUAUUUAUUUAUAUUUUAGUGUUUGAGUGCCAAAAAUGGACUACCAGAUUGCAGUUUGGUACAAUAACAUAAAUAUUUUAUUCUGAUUUUUCCAGUAGUAACUACUUACACGGGGUCAAUGGUUAUUAGCAUGACUGCACCAUUAUAUAUUUAUGCUUCUAUAAUUAUACGUUUGUAUAUUGUAAAACAACUAGUCAUUCAUUACAUUCCAAAGAUGAGACCUAACUACUCAAAUGUGCAAUAACAUUUCAUGAUGUAUGCCUUGCGAAUCAUUUAUUAUUAGUACAGGGAAACCCCUCAAAACUGGGCACCCACGGGACCAAGUAAAAAGUCUGAUUUUAAGGGGUAUCUGGUUUAGAGAGGUUCCAUUGUAUACUGAUAUUUAAAAAAUGGACCGUGAAAAAACGUCCAGUUUUGAGGGAAUUCCGGUUUACAUAGAUUUUUGGAAGCUUUCACUGUAUAACAUUUUUCUGGUCUCACCUCAAAUAUAAUGCAGUUUGUCUCUUCUAGUAGGAUCAUCUGAAGUGUAAAAUAUUAACCCUGAUGCAGAGGAAAGAUGUUAGUCACAUGAGUGAAUUCUGCAACCAACUGUACAAUGGGUAAUAUAACAACAUGUUUGUUUGUUCUGCAAAAUUCAAUUGAAGGCUACCAUAAUCUAGAAGCCCUACCCUGAGAACUGGUGGUAAAGAGAUAAUUAUUUCCUACUUAAAAUGCAAAGUUGGUUGACAACAUUGAUCAGAAGGCUUAUUUAUUAAAAGAUCUGAUAUUCAUUCUCCUUUCUCAUCAUCCUAAUGUUUGGGAUUCAAGUAUUUUAUUUACUUACCAUAAUAUAUUAUGUAUAGUUUAUAAAUAUUUUGUAUCAUUUAAAAACAUACAUGUCAAUGUCCAUUUAUUUUAUAUUAUUUUGAAUUCAAUAAACCUGCUUGCACUUGCAUGUACUAGAAAAUUAGUUUGUAAACUAUUCCAUUAAAAAGUUAAAUUUUGUUUUAAUUAUAGUAUAUGUCAGUCAUUUGGAAAUUCUGACAUGGUCUUAGAGAGGAAACCCUCUACAUUUUUCCAUUAGUAGCAAGGGAUCUUCUUUAUACACCACCCCACAGACUUUUGCAUUUUAAAAAUGUUUGUUUUUUUAACAUGCAGAUAUCAAAAGCACAACUAUGAACAAAAUUAAAUCAAAUGGGAUCUAAAAGAUAUCUUUAAAAUGUGAUGUUAUUGUUCUCUGCUGGAACAUAACUAAAAUUAAUGCAAUAAGUCUGAACAUUGUUAUAAUUAGAGUUUUCUUUUUGUCCUAUCUAAAGUCGUUAUACACUAUUUUCAGAACUGGUAGAGAACACUCUUAGUGUGGUUUGCAGAGAUGUCUUUAAGUGAACAACCAGUACUACACAAGAUUAGAGUUUCCCCAUAGCAUUGUAUAGAUUGUAUUGUCAGUGUUGUCAACAGUAGUCAUUGAAAACUACUUGAUUGUCACGAAAUGUAUCACUUUUAUUAUGUACUUGAUGUACCUAUUUAUGUUUCAGGAUAUCUUUUUGUCCAUUUUAAAUCAUGCAAUAUUUGUAUCACUCUUACAUGUGUUUUCAAAAAUAAAAAAACAAACUGUU
Molecule: messenger RNA, 4278 nt
Organism: Gigantopelta aegis
Lineage: Eukaryota; Metazoa; Mollusca; Gastropoda; Neomphalida; Peltospiridae
Product: protein O-mannosyl-transferase 1-like
Exons: 19
Coding region: 182-2488 (768 amino acids)
Biological process (GO): protein O-linked glycosylation via mannose
Cellular component (GO): membrane; endoplasmic reticulum
Molecular function (GO): dolichyl-phosphate-mannose-protein mannosyltransferase activity
Source: RefSeq, a predicted model, not a curated record